AUGUUCGGCUACGGUUUCCUGUUGGAUUUCGGAUCGUUGUUGGUUUGUGGAGAGGAAAACGCCGCACAACAGAGUUCCGACUGUGGGGAUUAUCCUCAAUCCGCCACAGACGCCGUCGGACGCCCAGUUGUUGCACCUGGCUGCGCAUCCCUUCGGUGGGCAUGCCACCGGAGAAUUUCCAUUUCUUCGGGAUUUUUCUGA
Messenger RNA from Caenorhabditis auriculariae, 201 nucleotides. The record is from the annotation of a GenBank genome assembly. NCBI's taxonomy places the organism in Eukaryota, Metazoa, Nematoda, Chromadorea, Rhabditida, Rhabditidae.